Molecule: messenger RNA, 953 nt
Organism: Pararge aegeria (speckled wood butterfly)
Lineage: Eukaryota; Metazoa; Arthropoda; Insecta; Lepidoptera; Nymphalidae
Product: protein lethal(2)essential for life-like
Exons: 1
Coding region: 64-807 (247 amino acids)
Biological process (GO): protein refolding; response to heat
Molecular function (GO): protein folding chaperone
Source: RefSeq, a predicted model, not a curated record
CUCGAGACCGCCAAUAUACUGAAUACCACACUAGAGCAAGCACGCAAGAGAAAACAAGCAACUAUGUACAAAUACGCGCUAGUAUUAGCACUCCUCAGCCUCGCUGACUGUGAAGAGAGACCGCACAAGACCACCCAAUAUGUGGACCCCUUCUCGAUGAUCGACAGGCACUUCACUCACUCACUAGCAUACCACUAUUUAUGGCCUUGGAACCAACUCAUCCGGGCAGCCGCUGCAUUGGAUAUCGAGGAAUCUUUAGAGGAUCCGCAGAUCAUAUCAGAUUCGGAGAAAUACCAAGUCAAUCUGAACGUGAGGAAAUUCAAACCGGACGAACUAAAAAUUAAAGUGAAGAACCGGCACAUCAUCGUCGAAGGAAAACAUAAGGAGAAUGAAAAUGAGAAGAAAUUCAUGGCGAACCAUUUCGUGCAACGCUUCGUCCUACCACCUGGCACCAAACAGGAGGAAGUCAAAGCGGUGCUGAACGAGAAACGUGUGCUGUCUAUAACUGCGCCGAAGCACGAGCUACCGCCACCUCUUCCUGAGAGAGAAGUGCCCAUUGAGGUUAUAAUGCCAGAGGAAUCGGUUGUAGAGAAACUGGAGGAAGAUUUAAAAGAUACAGCAGCUUCAUUGAUACAGACCUCAUCGGUAACUCCAUUAGAACAAAUCGACAUGGAGGCGACGACUCACGUCGGGAAAAUAAGGAAGAAGGAACUGAAAACAACAACGAAAACGACGAAAGAUAACGAAGUCACGAAGGGCAUAGACGGCAAUGGAUUGGAUUACGCGCUAAUCGAAACCGACGAGUGAAUGACUAAGAAGGUGAUUGGGAAAAGACUGAAAUUGAGCUUUAAAGUGAGUGAAUGAGUCUCGUUGAACGAGCUCGCGCUGUGGUGUCUUGUGAAUUAAGUAUUAAAGUUAUUUGUUUUUUGAAAUAAAGAUGUUAUUUAUUAAGA